Molecule: messenger RNA, 1011 nt
Organism: Linum tenue
Lineage: Eukaryota; Viridiplantae; Streptophyta; Magnoliopsida; Malpighiales; Linaceae
Source: the annotation of a GenBank genome assembly
GCUCAAACCCUUUCUCCUCUCCUCUGUUCUCUCUCGAUCUGAUACCAAGGAGAAGCAAAACGGAGCAAACCCUAAUUUUAUCAUCCAUCGAUCUCCUUUCCUUCUCUUUCUCUCGUUUCUACUCUCACCCUGAACAAGAAAACGACCAUGGAAAGGAGAGCAGAAACCCACAGUCUGCCUUCUCCUUUCAUUUCGAUUCUCCACUCGUCGCCGGCCACAGAAUAUGGUCCGGACCACCUCAAAUCGUUCAGAAGAAAACCGAUCUAGGUUUGGGGCGAUGUCAGUGACUUCUCGUCUCGGGGAAGAGAAAGAAAAGGGUCGCCGGAGGAACAAAUGUGACCGCAGUGUGGAGGAAAAGGGAUUCGCCGGCGUCAGAGGUGAAUGACCCUCGCGACGGCGACAAGGCGAGUGGAAACUCCGCGGAGGGGACGAAGAAGGCGAGAAAAGAAGAAAAAGAAGCCUGCUCCCUGUUCUUUUUGCAGAAAUUCGUUUGGGUGAAGAAGAAGAAGAAAAGUUUUCGGCAGGAAGUUUGGGAGAGAAGAAGAGAAGCUCUUUUGUUGUUAUUUUUAUUUGUUGUGUAUUCGAGGGUAGCAGUUUGGGGAUGGUCAAUAGAUGAAGAUGAAGAAGAAGAGAGGAGUCCCCCCGUUGUAAGUGCCCAAAGGCCUCUUUUAUAGAAGGAGGCUGCUUAUGCAGCAAGCAUGCUACAGUACCCAUUUUGGUCUGACCGGGUCUGGGUCAUUGGUUGGACCAUGCUUGGGUUUCGGGUCAGAUUGGUCAUGGGUUAGGUCAGAAUAGGUCAACGGGUCAGUUUGGUCAGCUUUGACUUUUGUUGACAGUUGGCUCUUUGGUUGGGCUUUGACUUGAGCCCAAUUUCUUUUAUUGAAUUGUAAUUAGUGUUUUGUAAUAGCAAUUAGUAGUGUAAUUAAUUACAAAUAUUAUGUAUUGUAACCAAAAUUUUAGUUGUUUAGCAAUGUAUUUAUUUUAAUAAAAUCGUUAUGACUUAACAUUUUA